Triticum aestivum (bread wheat) is the source of this 1151-nucleotide messenger RNA. RefSeq names its product E3 ubiquitin-protein ligase SINA-like 10. The record is from RefSeq and is a predicted model, not a curated record. Bases 77 to 973 code for a protein of 298 amino acids. Lineage: Eukaryota; Viridiplantae; Streptophyta; Magnoliopsida; Poales; Poaceae. The transcript has 3 exons. Gene Ontology annotation, molecular function: zinc ion binding.
UUCCCCAGGCGCUCUUCUUCUGUCCUCCCUUCCACUGUCCACAACUGGUGUGAUUUGGGCAGGAAAGAAGUGGUUGAUGAGGAUGCGGCAGGUUGCUGCUUGCUCUUCCUCUGAUGGACGGGCACGGGACAGGGGUUCGCCGGCGACGGUGGACAAACUAGCUAUGCACCAAGCAACCGGAGGCGGAGCAAGUGGCGGCUCGGUCGUCGUGCCGGCGGCAGGCACCUGGCGAGCCGUAAAGAUGGACAUGCGCGUGCUCCAGUGCCCCCUCUGCACCCUCCCCCUCAAGCCGCCCGUCUUGCAGUGCAAGGGCGGGCACGUGGCCUGCGGCGGCUGCCUGGCCGAGCCGUGCCGGAGGUGCGAGCACGGCGGCGGCUUCGAUGUCCGCAGCACGGCGAUGGACGCCGUCGUCUCCGCGGCCAGGGUCCAGUGCCCCCACGACGGCUGUCUGACCUACGUCGCGUACCACGAGCUCGGCGACCACCGGAGCGCGUGCGGGCACGCGCCCUGCUCCUGCCCGGAGCUCGGCUGCAGCUUCACCGCCCCGCCGCGGGUGCUCCUCGUCCAUCUCUUCGUCCGGCACUCAAUGCCGGCGCACAAAUUCCAGUACGGCGAGGACUUCCGGCUCCUGGUGCCGGCGUCGGAGCCGUCACGGCGGCUGCUCAUCGGCGGAGACGACGGCCGCGCGUUCCUCGUCUCCGCGGGCGCGCUGGCCGCGGCCACCGCGGUGUCGGUCGUGUGCGUCCGUGCCAGCGCCGUCCUGCGGCCGCAGUACUUGUGCAAGAUGUGGUCGAUCAUGCCGCCCAGCCAGGACCUCGUCGUGGUGAAAACCAAGGUGACGAGCAGCACAUCGCCCGGCGCGGUGGCCGCCGCGUCCUUCUUGACGGUGCCGCCGAGGUAUUAUCGGGUUGGGGCUGCUGGGGUUUCCAACUCCAAGCUAGUGCCUCUCAAUGUCCGCAUUGACAAGAUUUAACGCUCUUCGCUCGAUCCAAAUCCAAAUCUAAUGAUGGAAGAUGUAGGUUUAGUGUUCGAACAAAUGACUAGUAUUUUGGUGAUCAAAAGUAGUAGUAGUAUAUUUUGGUGAUCGGAACUACUCUACACACGACAGUUUAGAGACGAUUUUUAUUUGUAGCAUAAUGCGAUCUAAUGGA